Corylus avellana is the source of this 2493-nucleotide messenger RNA. RefSeq names its product RECQ helicase l1 (gene RECQI1). Gene Ontology annotation, molecular function: ATP binding; 3'-5' DNA helicase activity; nucleic acid binding. Lineage: Eukaryota; Viridiplantae; Streptophyta; Magnoliopsida; Fagales; Betulaceae. Gene Ontology annotation, cellular component: cytoplasm; nucleus; chromosome. The record is from RefSeq and is a predicted model, not a curated record. Gene Ontology annotation, biological process: double-strand break repair via homologous recombination.
CUCUAGAGUUGUAUCAGUCACAAAAAUGGACGACCACGAUCUGGAAUUGGAGAGAACUCGGUUGCUAAGUUUGGCCCUCGAUUUCGGGUUCGAUGAGGAAUCAGCAAAGAAGUGCUUGGAUCGUCUGGUUCAACUCUAUGGUGAGGAUGGCCAUGAUUUCAUCACUGUGGAGCACUGUGGUGAUGAUUUUCUUGCAGCCUUAGCUGAAUCAAUGCAAGAUACUGAGGAAUGGGAUGAUUUACAAGCAAUUGAGUCAGAAGCUUGUGGAACUUUGAGUAACAUUUUUGACAAAGAUGUUCUAAACAGUAAUGAAGCAGAUAAUGAUGACAAUGCAAGAAGCUACAUCAAUGUUAUAGAGGAUUCACCCGAACCUCAAAAACAUCCACAUUUUCUGGAGUUGGAUUCUUCUAGUGACAGUGAAGACUUAGACUUCAGAAUUCCAAAGAAAAAAGAUGUCAAAUCUACCCCUUCUUCCUGUGCUGAUUGGAACAGUCCUGUCUUCAUGCAAGGUUCAAGUAAAUGUGAUUCAAAAUCUGUGGAUUGUGGGAGCAGCAUCACUGAUGGUUUAAUUGCACCAGUUUCCUAUAAAAAGCAGUGCCCCCGAACAUCAAAAGAGGAACAUGAGACUCUCAAUUACGAAGAAUUACAGGCUUUGGAUGAUUUUGAAUUGGCAAAUGUCAUAAUAUUUGGUAACAGGACAUUCCGACCAUUGCAGCAUCAGGCUUGCAAAGCAGCUGUAACAAAGCGAGAUUGCUUUAUUCUUAUGCCUACCGGAGGUGGUAAAAGUCUAUGUUACCAGCUUCCAGCAACUCUGCAGCCAGGUGUUACUGUAGUUGUAUCUCCUCUACUUUCCCUCAUUCAGGAUCAAAUAAUUACUCUGAACCUCAAGUUUGGAAUACCAGCAACUUUUCUGAAUUCUCAACAAACUGCUUCCCAAGCAGCAGCUGUCCUCCAAGAGCUAAGGCAAGAUGAACCGUCAUGCAAGCUCUUGUAUGUAACUCCUGAAAGGAUUGCUGGGAACUCAUCGUUUCUUGAGAUUCUAAAACGCCUGCAUUGGAAGGGACAACUAGCUGGUUUUGUUGUUGAUGAAGCACACUGUGUGAGCCAAUGGGGACAUGAUUUUCGUCCAGAUUACCGCGGAUUAGGAUGUCUUAAGCAGAAUUUCCCAGAUGUUCCAGUGAUGGCAUUGACUGCCACAGCAACCCAGUCAGUUCGUGAGGACAUAAUAAAAGCUUUAAGAAUCCCUUGCGCUCUGGUUCUUGAAAGAAGCUUUGAUAGACCCAACUUGAAGUACGAAGUUAUUGGAAAGACCAAGGAGCCACUGAAGCAGCUUGGACAGCUUCUGCUGGAUCGUUUCAAGAAUCAGUGUGGAAUUGUAUACUGCCUGUCAAAAAAUGAAUGUGGUGAAGUGUCAAAGUUUUUGAAUGAGAAAUGCAAAAUCAAGACAGAAUAUUACCAUGCUGGUUUGGUGGCUCGCCAAAGAGUUUCUGUUCAAAAGAAAUGGCACAUGGGAGAGAUCCAUAUUGUAUGUGCUACUAUUGCUUUUGGAAUGGGAAUAGACAAACCAGAUGUUCGAUUUGUCAUCCACAAUACCAUGUCCAAGUCAAUUGAAAGCUAUUAUCAAGAAUCAGGAAGGGCUGGAAGAGAUAAUCACCCUGCGGUGUGCAUUGCUCUAUACCAGAAGAAGGAUUUUAGUCGGGUUGUAUGCAUGUUACGGAAUGGGCAAGGAUACAAAAAAGAAAGCUUUAAGAGAGCAAUGGCUCAAGCUCAGAAAAUGCAACAGUAUUGUGAACUUAAGGCUGAAUGUCGGAGACAAGCCUUACUCAAGCACUUUGGAGAGUCAUUUGAUCGAAAAGCCUGCAAAUAUGGUUCUAAUCCUUGUGAUAACUGUUUGAAGACUUCCUCCUGAGCACCUGCAUGUUUAUCUUUAUUUGCUACAGACGUAUGCCCCAUUUCAAUCUUGAUUCAGUCUACCUUCUCCUUGGGGCCACAACUCAUAUAUUGUCCUCAUGACACCCAUGGUUCAAUCAAGGACUGUUUUAUACUUGGCUUGGUGACUCUGCAUGCAAGUGGAUUUAGCUGCCCAUAUUCUUGCCCUUAAUGAUGGCGUAUAGAAUGAAACAAUUGCGUUUUACCGCAUAUCCUCAGUUCUUCUCCUUCCAAUUUUGCCCUAAGGAGGAAAUGCCAUGCUCCAGCCUUGCAAGUUCAAUGGAGGAACCACAGCCAACAUGCUCUUUGUCAAGUACAAAGUAAAAACCCAAGCAUGCAGUUUGUUUCCAGACUUCAUCUGCCACAUUCUCAGAUCUUCUGCCUCUGGGUGCAUGCGUGUGUGGUGUGUCUGUGUGUUUGAUUAAAUUUGAACCGUUCAAAAAAACUAUAGAAGAUGUACUAUAAUUUUUUUUUACAGCACCUAAAGCCAAAUCUGUUGAAUAUUUGGUCUGGACAAUUAUAUGUUGCAUGUCAGUCUGAUUUAAAAUAUUUCAUAAUCUAAAA